This is a messenger RNA of Salvelinus sp. IW2-2015, 2415 nucleotides long. NCBI's taxonomy places the organism in Eukaryota, Metazoa, Chordata, Actinopteri, Salmoniformes, Salmonidae. The record is from RefSeq and is a predicted model, not a curated record.
UACUGUUAGGGCUAUUCGGUAUCCUUGGCGCGUCCCUACCCUAAAUCCUAACCCUGACCUUAACUCCUACCCGUAUCCUAACCGUAGCCAUAACCCUUACCUAACCUUAACCCUUACCGUAACCGUUUAAAAUAUCUACUUCAAUGGGUGACGUCAGUGUCGGGACGUCCCAUGGAUCCCAGAUAGCUACGACCAUAUUUCAACCUGCUUUUAACCCAUUUUCGGAAGCAGCAGAAGUCUGGGAGAGUUGAAAAUUUGACAGGACAAUGAAUAUCAACAGACUUAUAGCUUUAUCUAAAUCUGUUACAUUUGGAAAGAUUUUAACAUCUAACGCAAGACAUGCGACGAAAGAAGUCACCUUACCUCACCGAACCAUCAGAACUCAUGCUAGGAAGCUGGGCUACGCCAAGGACCUGUUCCUUGGCAAAGUAAACAAAGCAGAGUGCUUUCCCUAUCCAGAGAUUGGAAAUGAAGAGCUGGAGGAGAUCAACUCGUUUGUUGCUCCGGUAGAGAAAUUCUUCGCUGAAGAGGUGGACUCCAAGCGUAUCGACCAUGAAGCUAAGAUUCCUCCAGAGACUCUGAACGGACUGAAGGAGCUGGGACUGUUCGGUAUCCAGGUGCCUGAGGAGUAUGGUGGCCUGGGUCUGUCCAACACCAUGUAUGCCCGACUAGGAGAGAUCAUCUCUCUGGAUGGAUCCAUAGCAGUUACACUGGCUGCCCACCAAGCCAUCGGACUCAAGGGGAUCCUGAUAGCCGGUAGUGAGGAGCAGAAGACUAAAUAUCUCCCCAAGCUGGCUUCAGGAGAACAUGUAGCAGCCUUCUGUCUCACUGAGCCUGGCAGUGGGAGUGAUGCUGCGUCCAUUCAGACCAAAGCCACCCUAUCAGAAGACAGGAAAACAUACCUGCUCAACGGGUCAAAGAUCUGGAUCUCCAACGGGGGGUUUGCAGACCUGCUGACGGUGUUUGCUCGUACGGAGGUGGUAGGAGAGGAUGGAGUGAAGAAAGAUAAGAUCACUGCCUUCAUCGUAGAGCGAGCCUUCGGAGGGAUCACCAGCGGAAAACCAGAAGACAAACUAGGCAUUAGGGGGUCUAACACAUGUGAAGUGUCGUUCGACAACUGUCCAGUCCCUGUGGAGAAUGUAAUAGGAGAAGUAGGAGGAGGCUUCAAGGUAGCGAUGAACAUCCUCAACUCUGGCAGGUUCAGUAUGGGCAGCGCCGGCUCUGGAAUGAUCAAGAAGCUCAUCGAGAUGACAGCAGAGUACGCUGGCAGCAGGAAACAGUUUGGUAAGAACCUCAGUGAGUUUGGGAUGAUCCAAGAGAAGUUUGCAGUGAUGGCCCAGAAUGCAUUUGUGAUGGAGAGCAUGGCGUACCUGACGGCUGGGAUGAUGGAUCGACCGGGGGUCCCUGACUGUUCUCUAGAGGCUGCUAUGGUUAAGGUGUUCAGCUCUGAAGGAGGCUGGAUCUGUGUGUCUGAGGCUCUGCAGGUUCUAGGAGGGCUGGGCUACACUAAGAACUAUCCCUACGAACGCUACCUCAGAGACUGCCGUAUCCUGCUCAUCUUCGAGGUAUCACACAAAUACACAUGUAUAGAUGAAGUCAUAGUUUCCCUGUCCCCUAUUCUCUCCCAGGACAGUGCCAAGAAACUGGAGCAGAACGUGGCCCAUUUUGGCUCCACAGUGGAGAACCUGCUGUACAGAUAUGGAAAGACGAUAGUAGAGGAGCAGCUGAUCCUGAAGCGUGUUGCUGACGUCCUGAUCAACCUGUACGCCAUGACAGCCGUCCUAUCACGAUCUAGUAGAUCUAUCUCUAUAGGGCUCAGGAACCACGACCAUGAGGUAAUACUGUACUAUACUAUCACAAUUUUGUUGAUAUACAGUGUUGUAAAAAAGUAUUUUGUGUGUAGGCUAAUGAAUGUUAUUUCUGUUCCAGACUCACCUGAGAACCAAGAUGAGAACAUUAAGAAGAUCGCCAGGGAGGUUCUGGAGAAGAGAGCCUAUGUCUGUUCCCACCCUCUGGACAGAACCUUCUAGAACCUGAACAGAAUAACAGAACUCUGUGACUGGAGGAGACAUGGUGUCCUAUUGCCUAUGCAGUGCACUACUUUGGGCCAGAGCCAUAUGUAGCAACCUAAAAGUAGGGCACUGUAAAGGCAUUAGGGGGCCACUAGAGACUGACCUCGGGGUCCUGUGACCCUAAAGCUCCAUCCAUGGCUACAUGCCUCUACUCUUGUAUUGUGAACGAGCAAUAACUAACUCAGUUCUGAAGCAGCUCUUGAUAUGAUGUUAAUUUAAUUCUGUAUAUCAUUUCUAUCUAUGAUUGACUAUAAUGAGCUUGUUUUACUGAUGGUACUUUGGUUGAAGUGAACAGUGGUUGUAGAUUACUGGCCUUUCUAUUAAAGGGUUUUCUUCAUCCAAA